This is a messenger RNA of Sphaerulina musiva SO2202, 1710 nucleotides long. RefSeq names its product DUF500 and SH3 domain protein. Gene Ontology annotation, biological process: actin filament bundle assembly; actin cortical patch localization. The record is from RefSeq and is a predicted model, not a curated record. Gene Ontology annotation, cellular component: actin cortical patch. Gene Ontology annotation, molecular function: phosphatidylinositol binding; actin filament binding. The transcript has 2 exons. The coding region runs from base 125 to 1327 and encodes 400 amino acids. NCBI's taxonomy places the organism in Eukaryota, Fungi, Ascomycota, Dothideomycetes, Mycosphaerellales, Mycosphaerellaceae.
GCCAGCGCUAACUUACUCUACUACUACACUUACUACUUAUUGAUCCAUACCGACCGCACUCUUCUUGUCCUGUCCCGGACACUUCUGGUUGUAUCGCAUCAUCCAUUGGCAUACCGUCAACAUCAUGCCGCCUUUUCUCAACAACCCGCUGCCCUCGUCGAUGCGAAGUGAAUGCAAAAAGUGCGGUCGCAUCCUCGCAUCCUUCAUCGACCCUCGACAAUCCUUUGGACCCGACAAAGUCAUCCCACCCUCCAUCCUCGCCAAUGCCAAAGGCUUGGCCAUCAUCACCGUCUUCAAGGCCGGAUUUCUCGGGUCAGGCCGUUUCGGCAGCGGCGUCGUCGUCGCCCGUCUCGCAGAUGGCACCUGGUCCGCACCCUCCGCCAUCGGAACCGUAGGAGGAGGCUUUGGUGGACAGAUUGGCUUCGAAAUCACCGAUUUCGUCUUCAUCCUCAACGAUGCGAGCGCCGUGAAGACGUUCUCGCAAGUGGGAUCGCUGACGCUGGGAGGAAACGUCAGUAUUGCCGCGGGACCCGUGGGGAGAAAUGCCGAAGCCGCGGGAGCGGCGAGUUUGAAGAGCGUGUCGGGCGUUUUCGCCUACAGUAAGACAAAAGGCUUGUUCGCGGGAGUCUCGUUGGAGGGCAGUGUGUUGAUUGAGAGGCGAGACGCGAAUGAGAAAAUGUAUGGGAGAAAGUUGACUGCGAGGGAGUUGUUGGGUGGGAAUGUUCCUGUGCCUCCCCAGGCUGAGCCGUUGACACGAGUGCUCAACUCGAGGAUUUUUGCGGGUGUUGGGGGCACUUUCAAGGAUGAUGCCAUGUACAAUGAUGUUCCGGUGUACGAUGAGAGCCACGAAGAUGUGGUAUGGCAGGGUCGGACAGGAAGUGGAUUUCAAGAGGGCAUUGCGACACAGAGGACGGGAGACUUUCGACAGGACAACAGCAACGGAUUCGGGUCUCCGAAUCGUGCUUCCACGUGGCAGAACCCAUCCAGUCGCGCGAACCCCAACGAAACGUUUGACAGUCUGCAAGGCCGAGAUCGAUCGUCUACACUGGGCGAUCAAACCGACUACGUCUACUCCGAUCGCAAAGGUCCCGCACCAGGACGACCGUCGGCGCCCAAGCCCGCGUUUGGAGAAAAGUUGGCUUCCGUAUCCCCUGGCCAAGCCAUUGCCAAAUUCACCUUUGAAGCCGACCAACCCGGCGAUUUGGGCUUCAAAAAGGGAGAUGUCAUUGACAUUGUGAAGAGAACUGAGAGUGAGGCGGAUUGGUGGACGGGCAGGAUAGGGAAACGCGAAGGCAUUUUCCCGUCCAACUAUGUCGAAGUGGUAUGAAGGCGCAACAACAACAACAAGUCAGGAGGAUUCAUCUCUUCUUCUUGCUCUUCUUCUUCUUCUUCUUCUUCUUCUUCUUCUUCUCCUUCUGCUGGUGGUUGUUGUUGUUGUUGUGGUUGGAUGCUCUAUAUGUCUAGCUUGAUCCUCUUUGGACUUGUGUAUUGUUGUUGUUGGAUUGUUUGUAGUAGUGCUAGGGGAGGAGAAAGUUGAAAAUACCCAUAUGAAUUGACGAAGAGAGAGAAAGAGGGAAAGAAAGAGAGUAAAGUAAAUCAAACGACACGCAGCGCCAAAACUUGUUUGUGUUUACACACUCACUCACUCACUCACUCACUGUUCAAUGAUUUGAAAUGAAUGGAUUGGAUUGGAUUGGAUUGGAUUAGAGA